AUGGGGCAGCUCACACUUAAUGCUGCUGCAGACCUCAGCCUUAAGGAACAGGUCUGCAUUGCAAAGAAAGGCUAUGGGGAAGAAGCCAGCAGUAAAGAAGACAGCUCAGAAUGCUUCGCUGCUGACCAGGUCUUCAGUUCCAGGCACUAUGCAUUAAGGCAGCAAAGCAGAUACAUACUGGCAUGUGAGCCGUUUCGCUGGUUGCAAAGGGAUCGCUCAGCUGCCUUAAAGGUAAUCAAGUCUCCAGUGUUGCUCUCCAGCAUUAAGAUUGUUCCUGUACAGAAGGCAAAGGUGUUGAGUCCUGUGGACUUGCUGAAGAAGUAUUACUUGGGCACCCCUGUAUCCCCAGUGCCCCUGAAGGUGGUUCUGGCCCUGGAGCAGUUGAGCAAGUUGAAGCCCUCUUUAGGAAGCAAAGAUGUACGUGAAAUGUUGACUCUGUGCUGCAAGAACAUUGUGUCACAUCCUUCAGCAGAGAUGAUGCUGAAGAUCAGGGAGUCACAUCAAGCAGCACAGUACCUGCAGCUUCUGCAAACAUCGUUGAAAGCUCUGGGCCAGCUCAUGGUGGUCCUGCUUGAGACAGAGACCACCCGUGGCUUCUUCCAGAACAUAGUCCAUGUUCUGCAGAGAUCAGUGACCUCAAACAACGUGUGGGAGCGCAAGAGGGCCCUGCAGACCUGCUCCCAGCUGCUGGCUGCUUGUGAAGAGCUUCCGGUGAGUAAAGAGCCCCACUGCAUGCUCCCUGCUCCCUCCCCAGUGCUGGAAGGCGAGUUCCACCCAGCUGUGCAUGCUGUGUCAUGGCAUGGGGAAGGCACAGGUGCCCUGUGCAAGGAGCUGAUUCCAUGA
Messenger RNA from Phasianus colchicus (ring-necked pheasant), 843 nucleotides. The record is from RefSeq and is a predicted model, not a curated record. Lineage: Eukaryota; Metazoa; Chordata; Aves; Galliformes; Phasianidae.